CCGGGACUCCUCCCUCUAUGGUUCUCGUUGUUGGACAAAGGUUUUUGUUUCGAGAUAUUCAGCGUUUAAGAAGUGUUUGAGAAAAGUAGAAGAUAACUCUUCAUGUCAUGGAGUUUAUUAAAGACGAGCCUGAAGACUGGACUGAUCCAGAGCCCCGCAGAGUGAAAGAUGAAGAAACUGAGGAACUAAUAGGCCUGAUGGAAGUGAAAGAGGAAAGCCAAGAACUGUAUGAAGUUGAGGACAACCACUAUUUCCAGACACCUGAAAAUUUGAUAGCUGAAGAAAAACCUUUAACUGACUAUCAGUGUGAAAAUCUUUCACAAGCAGGACGCCUUAAAGAUCCCAUUAAAAGUCAUACCAGAAGGAGGCCUUUCACAUGCCAUCAAUGCGGAAAGAGUUUCGCAAAUAGAGGGCAACUUAAUGUUCACAAAAAAAUUCACUCUGAAGAGAGACCUUUCACUUGCCUGCAGUGUGGAAAGAGUUUCACAAAUAAAGAAAAGCUUAAGUGUCACAUGAAAACCCACGCUAGAGAGAACCUUUUCUCGUGUUAUGAGUGUGAAAUGAGUUUCACUAGCAAACUAGCUCUUCAGAAUCACGUAAAAACUCACUCUGGAGAGAGGCCUUUCCCGUGCCACCAAUGUGAAAAGAGUUUCGAUCAUAAAGGGCUCCUUAAUAUUCACACGAGGAGUCACACUGGAGAGAAGCCCUUCGUGUGUCCUCAGUGUGGAAAGAGGUUUAUUCAUAGAGGACAUCUUAACGAUCACUUGAGGAUUCACACCGGAGAGAAGCCUUACACAUGCACUCACUGUGGAAAGUGUUUCACACAUCAAGCAAGCCUCUCCUGGCACAUGAGAACUCACACUGAAGAAACUCUUACGCGUUACAUGAGAAUGCACCCUGAAGGGAAUCCUUUCAAAUGCCAUCAGUGUGGAAAGAGUUUCCUUCAUAAAGGACACCUUAAUGAUCACUUAAGAGUUCACACUGGAGAGAAACCAUUCACAUGCCCUCACUGUGGAAGGAGUUUCAGUCAUAAAGGAUACUUUCAUGUUCACUUAAGGAUUCACACCGGAGAGAAGCCGUUCGUGUGCCAUCAGUGUGGAAAGAGUUUCACACAUAAAGGAAGCUUGAAGUGGCAUAUGAGAAUCCACACUGAAGGACUUUUCAAUUGCAAUGAGUGCGGGAAGAGUUUCGCGUAUAAAAGGAAACUUCAGAUUCACAGAAGAAUUCACACCGAAGAGAACCCUUUAACUUGCCUCCAGUGUGGAAAAAGAUUCACAUGUAACAAAAAGUUUAAGUGUCACAUGAAAACUCACUCUAAAGUCAAUCCUUACUCAUGCAAUCAAUGUGGAAAGCGUUUCAAUCAAAGAGGACACCUGAAUGAACACAUGAGAACUCACACCGGAGAGAAGCCGUUCACGUGCCAUCUGUGUGGAAAGAGCUUCAGUCAGAAAGGAACCUUUAACAUUCACCUAAGAAUUCACACCGGAGAAAGGCCGUUCACGUGCCAUCAGUGUGGAGAGAGAUUCAGUAAGAAAGGAACCUUGAAUGUUCACCUGAGAUCUCACACUGCCAUCAACCUUGCAUGCCAUCAAAGUGCGCAGAGUUUAAUUCAAAAAGCGCACCUUAAUGAUCAUAUAAGAAUUCACAUUGUAGACAGGCCAUUCACAUGCCAUCACUGCAAAAAGAAUUUCAUUCAUAGAGGACACCUUAAUGAUCACCUGAGAAUCCACACCGGAGAGAAGCCUUACGCGUGCCAACAGUGUGGAAAGCGUUUCACACAUAAAGGAAGCCUUACGUGGCACAUGAGAACUCACAAUGAGGAGGAAGUUUUCGCAUGCCACCUACAUACCUCUUUGAGUUUUGAAAGUAGCGGAGACAGCAGCACUGAAUAA
Molecule: messenger RNA, 1892 nt
Organism: Sinocyclocheilus rhinocerous
Lineage: Eukaryota; Metazoa; Chordata; Actinopteri; Cypriniformes; Cyprinidae
Product: gastrula zinc finger protein XlCGF57.1-like
Exons: 3
Coding region: 108-1892 (594 amino acids)
Biological process (GO): negative regulation of transcription by RNA polymerase II; regulation of cytokine production; regulation of immune system process
Cellular component (GO): nucleoplasm
Molecular function (GO): RNA polymerase II cis-regulatory region sequence-specific DNA binding; DNA-binding transcription repressor activity, RNA polymerase II-specific
Source: RefSeq, a predicted model, not a curated record